CGAGAAACUCAUUGUCGAAGUUCAGCAACAUGAAGUCAUUUAUGUACCAAAUCAUCCUUUUUAUAAGGAAAAUGUCAGAAAGGACAAAGCGUGGCAUUUAAUUGCAAUAGUUUUGGGAGUGGAAGGUGAGUACAUUAGGUUUAGGAUUAUCGCGUGAUCUCGUGAUCUCGCGUGAAUACGGCUGGCUCGCAAGGCAGCGCUACGCUGCCGUUACGCGCCCGGUAGGAAUGGACGCAGGGCAGAGGACGCAGCCGUUCCUCGGCGCGUACGCGUCCGGUGGAAUCCCGGUGUCAGAAUUUCGAGAGAUGAAGACAAACUUCCGACUCGGAAGGCUGGCAUCCGAAGAUUCAGGAACAUACCAUACUAAGCUAAGGAGAGGGUCUCCGACAGGCUCUACGGCUACGGAGAGGGCUUUCUGUGUCUACGUACAGCACUUUUGACUAUAAGCAACAGCUAGGAGGGGUUAGGAGGAGGGCGGUGCUCCGUGGAGGUCCUCCUCAUCACGCACGGACGUGCUCUUGUUCACAAUUUACAGCAGCAUCAGCAGCACCUGAUAUGGCUACGAAGAUCAUCUACUUCACGGUGAACGGGAGGCCCGAGAGAGCCGAGCUCCCGUUGGAUUGUCCAGCGCAGGACUUAAAAGACUUAUUCCGCUCUGCGGCCGAGGCAAGACCCCACGACAUCCUGAAGCUGUACAACCCCAAGGGCAACCUCAUCAACAUCUCCCCCCGCCUGGAGCCUAACAACCCCAGCUCCUGCUACAAGCUGGAGGUGGUGGCCGCAGACUGCACCAGUGAGCUGUUAGGUGUGGAGCUUGCUGUGGCACUCGGAUUUAACUUCUCCACCAUGGAGAAAAGACUGCAGGGUCUGGAGAAGAAGAUCUUGGCCCAGGCGGUGGAGACGCCUGCAGUCGUGUACGAGAUGAAGAAACAGGUGGACUUGUUCCGGGAGAAACUGGAGGUGAAUGUCAAAGCUUCUAGAGUGUGGAGCACCUCAGCUGGCUGGGGCUGUUCAAGGAGCUGUCUGAUGGACCACACAAACCCUCCCCUUUCUACCACAAGAGACCUCUACGCAAAACCUGUGAUGAGGUCAAACACCUCUCUUGAGGUUUCCGAAGAAGUGAGACAGUAUUUAAAGACCCCGUCCUUUGAUAAUUGGCAAUGGGAGGACGCAGAGAUCAUGGUACUUCUUCAGGUGAUGUACACAGACCUGGACUUCAUAGCCACUUUCAACAUCGAGCCUGAGGUCCUGCAACAUUUCCUGUUUGAAGUGUACCGCAGAUACAACAACAUCCCCUUCCACAACUUCAAACACUGCUUCUGUGUCACCCAGAUGAUGUAUGGGCUUAUCUGGAUGACUGACCUAAAGAGUAAGAUAGACAGUAUUGACCUGCUGACUAUGCUCACCUCUGCUGUCUGUCAUGACCUCGACCACACCGGGUAUAACAACGCCUAUCAGAUCAAUGCACGGACUGAGCUGGCUUUGCGCUACAACGACAUCUCUCCAUUGGAGAACCAUCACUCCGCCGUGGCCUUUGAGAUACUGGAGAAGAGAGAGAGCAACAUCUUCAGAAAUCUGACGAUAGAGCAAUACAAGCGGAUAAGGGAAGGAAUCAUUCAAUGCAUCCUGGCCACUGACAUGACGAAACACAAUGAGAUCCUCAGCAAGUUCAAGACGAUCCUGCCUGUGUUUGACUUUAAGAACAAGGACCAUAAAGAUGUGGUAAUAACACUGAUGAUGAUCCUGAUCAAAGUGAGUGACAUCUCCAACGAAGCCAGGCCAAUGGAAGUGGCCGAGCCGUGGCUGGACUGUCUUCUUCAGGAGUUCUACAACCAGGGCGACAUGGAGAAGCUGGAGGGACUUCCGGUCACGCCCUUCAUGGACCGCGAUAAGGUGACCAAGCCUUCCUCUCAGACCGGCUUCAUCCGGUUUGUCCUCAUGCCGCUCUUCAUCGAGCUGGCCAACCUCUUCCCCUGUCUGGAGCAGCACAUAGUAUACCCUGUACGGAAGGCUCUGGACUACUACACUGAGAUGGAAAAAGCUCUGGAGCGGGAUAAACAGAACCGGGCUCAAGAGAAGGCUAGCAAGAGUAAAGAAUCUCCUCCAGGCUCCCAGGCCGCAUCAGACGCUCAAACCGCAUCAGUGCAGGAGUGCUCAAAGACAGCAGCACAGUGAGCAGCCCAGGCCAUUUACACACAUUGGAACCUAUCUGCAGUCAUAACGGGCCAUAGACGCAUAUAGGAGUCUAUGUGGAGUCAUAAGGGGCCAUACACACACAUAGCAGCCUGUAUGGAGGAAUAACGGGUCAAUAUUUAACAACAUUUUGUAUGUAUAAAUUUAUUGGGUUUAUCAUAGUUAUUCAAUUUUUAUUGUGUUUGUUUGCCGUUUCUUAUCCGAGUUCGGCUUGUGGAUAGAAGUAAACUCUCAAAUGUGAUUCAUAAAUUGUACGUGUGUUAUCAUCAAAUGUAAAACAAAGGAAGAGUAUGGCGCCAUCUAUUGGACAUUGACGUGCUAUUACAAAGGUGCCUCUGAGCAAAAAAAAAAUUCUGUGGGGUCAUUUUUAUUUUUUAAAGGGGAAUUAUUAUACCACCAGGUGUGAGUGUGAUUAGCCUUACAAGCCGUUUCGAAAAUCUGCCCCAUAUGACAUCACUAGUGGGCGUGUCCACCUAGAUAUGUGCUGGAUAGAUGAGCAACGUUUGCUUCAGUCAACUGGGUAGGCUGGCAGACUGAUCCAUCCAGACUACUUCCCAUGCAAGUGAACGGAGCGUUCCACGGCAUUGAGAAGACCCGUGUAAUAAAGGCCUAUAAUAUUUCUGUUUGUGGCAUAGAUUUCUCCUCAGAUUAGGCCAAUAAAGCAAUGAUAACAAAAACAAAAAAACACAAACGCUCAAUCUGAGGCCCCGUCCACGAAGCCGAAACGGGCGAAACCGUUACGGUUUCGAUCUAUCCGGUUUCUAAGUAUCUCCGUAAAGACGAAGCCAAGCGAAACCGGAUUGAUCUGUAGAAACGCUGUAGUAAACAUUCCAGGCCCAUAAGGGGCGCUGCUUCUGGUACACAAAUCCAGAAGAAGAAGAGGCGAGCAUGCGCAUAAAGGCUGCCCCCCGAACCACUAACAACACAAACAAACAGCUCUUCUACGAUGGCGAACUAGAUUCUCAAUAAAUAAUGGCUUAGCAACCCAACAAGGGACAUGAUAUGCUGCAGAACGAUUACAAGCUUGUAGUCCGCCAUCAUCUUUUUUGUUGUGAUUUCUGAGACUCCGCGGGCUUAAGAGCCAUUGGCUCGGAGGUCGAGGGGUGGGGCGAUGAUGUCAUGGUUUGCGGUUUCAGUCGGUUUCAGGCGUCCACACGAAACCAAAACAAAACCGGAUAGAUUUGAAACCACCUCCGAGGGUGGUUUCAGAAGUUUGCGGUUUCAGUCAGCAGAUUCGCUGGCUUCGUGUGGACGGAAGGCCGAACCGUACAAGACCUUUGCGGUUUCGCCAUGAAAUCGGCUUCGUGUGGACGGGGCCUAAGGCCCGGCCCGACCCGGCUCAAAGAUAGUGGUGGGAAAUAUCGGCGGGCCGGGUCGGGUCAAUCAAAAACCCUCAAUGUUUAUGAAUUGGCUAAACAAAUGACCACUGUAGCAUAUUUAAACACAAUUCAAAUUGUGCAAGGAAUUAUUUCCAUUGGUCAUUCUGAAAUUUCGUUAAGAAAUGUCGGUCUUCCUCAGUUUUUCCCGGGUCAAUGACCGGUAAUAACCGGACAACGGAAACUCUGCUAUAAACCAACCUAACUUUCAACGUCAACACCGAACCCGAUUUUCCAAACAGAAGUUUCAAAAUAAGAUCUAGUAGUAAGUACGGGUAAUAUAGGACUAAUUUUAGCCAAGUGGGGGCUCCAUGAUUGCUAAAUCUAAUGAGAGAGGUAAAAUUGCCGUUAACGAAGGAAAGCAUAGUAUGCCUUGCGACUGUGCUUCGCAGUAUGCCUUGCGAAAACCAGUAUGCCUUUCGAAACCCAGUAUGCCUUUCGAAACACCUCGUGAUUGGUCGAUGAAACGCUACCAGGAACACGUAAAGGGCGUUCUUGUGUCAUGACGGAAAAGCCCAAGCCUGCAGAUGGACCCUUCUCGAUUUUUUUAAACGGCAUGUAAGGCUAAUCACACCCACACCUGGUGGUAUAAUAUGUCCCCUUUAAUGUUGUUUGGAUGUUCAAAAAAAUAUGUGAUUGAAGGAGUAUUUAACACAGAGUAAUAUUUGUAUUACUGGCAAAAAAACAUUUGUGAAUCGAAAGACCAAAAAAAAUAUCAGGAUUUAAACCCAAUUAGAAAUAAGCAUAUUCAAAUUGUAUUAAAUGUGUAUUGAAUAUGCAUUUUGGCCCCAAUGAUGUUUUUUACUUAAAAUGUAUGAACAGUGUAUUAUCUGGUUCAACUUUGUUAUCUUAUUGCAUUCAUUAACAGAAGGACACCGUCUUGUUGUUGAUUGUGAAUACCUCACAAAUAUUGGCAUUUGCCCUGUAGAAAACCUUACAUUUGGUCGGUUUUAAACAAUAAAUAAGUUGCGGGCAA
Molecule: messenger RNA, 4545 nt
Organism: Gadus macrocephalus (Pacific cod)
Lineage: Eukaryota; Metazoa; Chordata; Actinopteri; Gadiformes; Gadidae
Product: high affinity cGMP-specific 3',5'-cyclic phosphodiesterase 9A
Exons: 15
Coding region: 556-2175 (539 amino acids)
Biological process (GO): cGMP catabolic process
Molecular function (GO): 3',5'-cyclic-GMP phosphodiesterase activity
Source: RefSeq, a predicted model, not a curated record